Botrytis sinoallii is the source of this 1242-nucleotide messenger RNA. RefSeq lists its product as uncharacterized. Bases 1 to 1242 code for a protein of 413 amino acids. The record is from RefSeq and is a predicted model, not a curated record. Gene Ontology annotation, molecular function: protein serine/threonine phosphatase activity. The transcript is spliced from 3 exons. NCBI's taxonomy places the organism in Eukaryota, Fungi, Ascomycota, Leotiomycetes, Helotiales, Sclerotiniaceae.
AUGCUUUAUGACUCUAUACGAUGGGUGCUAUCUACUCUUGUUGCGCCGGGGGUAUACGUUAUAGCUUGCUUGUAUAAUGAACGGGGUCAUUUUGCCCCAAUAUCUCAAUUCAGAAAACUAUUUGGUGGCACGACUGGGCAUUCAAUCACACAAUCGACGGGGGGAUCGCCCAUUUCCGAGAAAAGUAAUAUAAGUCAUUUGGCCAACGGGAAGUUUUCGGCGGUACACGCAUCCUCAUCGAGAGAUUCUCCCUCGCCGAAUUCCUCGUCCCUCAUCUCAUCUGAGUCUGAAUCAGACAACGACCGGCUCCUUAGCGAGACAGACAAAUCUGCAACGAAAACGUCGAAUCGCCAAACACGUUCAAAAUCCUUGCAAAGUUCUGACGAGAUCUCACCCGCGAGGAGAUCCAUUCGCAUCGAGAUUCACAGCGAUGAAAAUUUGAGGCAGCGGAAGCACCGGAAGGCAUCGUCAACAACUACUCAGAGUGAUGGAUCCGGCGGCUCCAUGUCCGCUACCGACAUGGCUGCUGCGAUGAUGAAGUCACCUACGUCCCCCGCAACUUCCUCUCUCCUCAUGACAAAAUAUCCACGAGCUCCAGCACCACCGCGACCCCUCAUACCUCGACGACAACCAUCCUAUACUCUUGAUGCUCCCGUGGGCAAACUCACCCAGAAAACUCUUAUUCUCGACCUGGACGAAACUUUGAUACACAGUAUGAAUUAUGGAGGUCGAAUGAGUGCUGGCCAUAUGGUGGAAGUACAAAUCACAAAUCUCAUGGGUGCAGGGGGCGCUGGUCCUCAACAUCCAAUAUUGUAUUAUGUGAAUAAGAGGCCAUACUGCGAUGAAUUUUUGCGACGUGUCUGCAAGUGGUAUAACUUGGUUGUUUUCACGGCAUCACUUCAAGAUUACGCAGACCCGGUUAUAGAUUUGCUAGAACAAGAGCGUAAAUUCUUUUCUGCACGAUAUUAUCGACAGCACUGUACCUAUCGAAACGGCGCCUUUAUUAAAGAUCUCAGCUCUGUUGAGCCUGAUCUUAGUAAAGUUAUGAUUUUAGACAAUAGCCCUGUGAGCUAUCUGUUCCAUCAAGAUAAUGCAAUACCCAUAGAAGGGUGGAUCAAUGAUCCCACGGAUAAUGAUCUGCUACAUCUAGUACCCCUUUUGGAAGGACUCCAGUAUGUGACGGAUGUACGAGCUUUUCUUGCAUUACGCGGUGGGGAGGAUGGGAAGCAUAUGACUUCUUAG